This is a messenger RNA of Phlebotomus argentipes, 1110 nucleotides long. RefSeq names its product alpha-tocopherol transfer protein-like. The transcript is spliced from 2 exons. NCBI's taxonomy places the organism in Eukaryota, Metazoa, Arthropoda, Insecta, Diptera, Psychodidae. The coding region runs from base 72 to 1004 and encodes 310 amino acids. Gene Ontology annotation, cellular component: membrane. Gene Ontology annotation, molecular function: phosphatidylinositol bisphosphate binding. The record is from RefSeq and is a predicted model, not a curated record.
CUGGUGAAAAGUCUGCACCGGUCGCAAGUUAUAUCCAGUCAUACGUGAAUUGUCUAGUAAAAGUGCAGAAAAUGUCUGAGAAGAUCAGAGAAUUAUCACCGGAAUUGGCAAAGCUCGCCAAGGAGGAGCUCAAUGAGGUGCCCGAGAGGAUCAGUGAGGAUCUGGAGGCGCUCAAGGAGUGGAUAAGGAAGCAACCGCACUUGAGAGCGCGAACAAGUGAUCAAUUCCUCGUUGGCUUCUUGCGCGGCUGCAAGUGGAGCCUCGAGAGGGCCAAGGAGAAGAUCGACAGUUACUACACAGCUCGAACGGUGGUGCAUGAAGUCAUGAGUCCGAGAGAUCCAGUGCUGGAGAAGAAUCUGGCAAUAAUGAAGCUGGGCUACUUGAUUCCGCUGCCCGAGACAGAAUCACCGGACAGUCCACGUGUCGUUCUCAUUCGCUACGGAUGCUACAAUCCUGACCAAUUCUCCAUCAUCGACGUGCUGCGCGUGAGCCUGAUGAUUGCCGAUUUGCAGCUGGCGCAGGACGACAACAGGAUGUGCGCCGGUGAGACGGUGCUCGUGGACAUGGAGAACACCACCAUGAAGCACUUCCUGCAACUCACGCCGGUGCUGAUGAAGAAGUUCGCCAUGCUGACUCACGAGGCGACACCGGUGCGCCAGAAGGGAUUCCACUUCUUCAACACAGCGGCAGGAUUCGAGGUGGCCUUCGGAGCAUUCAGGAACUUCAUGAAGGAGAAAGUGCGCCAGAGAUUCCAAGUGCACGGAAACGGCGUGGAGUCAAUCAUCAAGAUUGUUCCGCAGAGAAUCCUUCCACAGGAGUACGGAGGUCAAGCUGGGAGUAUCUCUGAACUUCUGGCUUCCUGGGAGAAGAGACUCAUCGACAACCGAGAGUAUUUAAUGAGUGAGGAGAAGUACGGUGUGGAUGAGAGCAAGAGGAUCAACGGGAAGAAAAAGGAGGAGGUUUAUGGCACUCAAGGAUCCUUCCGCAAAUUGGAAAUUGAUUAACUCUUCAAUUGUGAUUCUAUAGAGAAAUUUAUCAAUUAUACACUGGAAAAUUUACAUAUUUUAAUUGUACUAUUUUCUCCUUGCAGGAUUAGUCAACUUGUAGCUU